GACGUCUUGUGCACAUCCAGGCUGCAUCACACAGUGGCCCUGAAGUUUUUCACUGGAGAGGAUCCCUCACCCGAGGGGCCCAGCACCGUGACAAUGGCAGAUUCACAUCCUUAUUGCGUCUCCAUGGACUUGAAAAAGACCACACCUGAUGUCAUCACCGAGCAUAUUGUCAUGACCAAGUGGUAUGCCUUUUACCGCAGACGAACUGGAAGCAGAAAUGAGCAGAAUCCCGGCGUCACGUGCUGUGGCCAGACCAUGCGCCCCGGGCACGGUGUGGCUCCGCAGAUGGCUCACGGGCAAACGCGGGUUGAACAGACGGCAAAGAUUGACCUGCGGUGCCUGUGCAAACGCCUGAACCUGAAGUGCACCCUGCACUCCACCAAUGCCAAAUAUGCCAAUAUCAAACAGCUGAUGUACUGCUUGCAGGACCCGCAGAGUGCUGGACAGACCCAAAUCGGUGAAGCCGCUCUGACAGAUGCAGACCUUGCCAACCUGAAACAUCAGGAGUGGGGCACCCGCGUGCUCACCAUCGUUGCCACCAGUGAACCGGUGUGCGCCCACUGCCUCACCAUGUAUGACAAUGUGGAAUCCCUGCGCUCCCACAUAACGCAGGGCAGAUGUCUCAACUUCAAUGCUGAUUUGCCGACAGAAGUUGUCGAUGUUCAACCCAGAUGGAUUGCAGCCCUUUGUCAGGGACAACUUGCCAAUACGUUGCGGGACCCACAUGUUCGAAUGGAACUGACCCUUCAAUGCCAGAACUGCAAGAGUCGGUAUCUGAGAGCAUCCGACCUCUCAGGCCAUCUCUUGGCUGCUCAUCCAAAGUUAUGGUCAGCGGCUCAGGCUGUCACAGGCUUGCUCGUAGAGCUACUGUACGAUGAGACAGGUUGCUUAUGCAACCCCAACAUUGGAAGCCACAGAAGUCAUCACGUGUGCUUGCCCCUACGUCAGCUUGGAAUGCAGUUCAUGCGCAUGCAGGAACCCAUCCUGUAUCCGCACAUUCCAACGGAGGAGGAACUCACACUGCUGUACUCCAGCCGCCUUGACCGAGAGGCCAGAUUCAUCCUUGAACGUGCCAUCACAGGGAACUCCAUUGAUGCCCACUGGAAAGACCCUGUUUUGUUGACCCUUUUGAGGAGCACGUGCAUCCUAUGUGGGACCACAAUGCACCCGGCAGAGCUUGUGAUCCACCUGUAUGAGGAAAUGUCCGAGCAGAUCUGCGCAGCCUUUCAACACGUGGCCCCCCUGAUCGACAAGAGCUUGAAACUCGAACCGAACCUGGCAGCCAGCAAGCGGCCAAGAAAAGGAGAAUUGGUAAAACCAGACCAACAGCAGGGCCUGCCAAACAAGCUCAACCUGGCCAAGGCGAUGUCUCAGUUGACCCAGUUGGCUCUCAAGCUCGACAGGGACAUGCAGCUGAUGAAACAAGAGGACACCUACAUCUUCUUUUUCAGCAACAAAGGGCCAGACAGUUGCCUGACGCUUCUCAUGCAGACCACGGAGACUUGGGCGCAGAACCAUCAGGCCCAGAAGCAGGCCGCAACGAAAGCUCCGCUGAUCCCAUUGCGUCUCAAACUGAUGCAGGUGCUCUUCACGACGUUGCUGAACAAACUGGACAGACUGGGAGCAGCACAGGAGGGAUCAGAAGUGAAAAAUGCAGCGCUGAGCACCCUGCUGCUGCUGCCGGAUGGGACAUGCCCCUUCUUAGAAUGGGAUCAGGGGGCAAAGAAACUCAGAGUCAGCCAGCGCAAACCGCUGACUCUGAAACACCUGAACCAGCUUUGCACGGACAUGCUGGAGGCCCUGAGCGAUGUCAACCUGGUCAGACGCUUCCACGCCCUGCCAACAGGACAGAAUCAGGAGGUGACACCAUGGAAGCUCCAACUCAGCAUGAGGUCCGAUCAGCCCUGGCAGAUCCUUCAGAUGCUCUCGCAUUCGGCCAUUUGGCUGAUGAUGGGGGGCUCACUGAAACCUCACAGUCAAAACCAAAGCCCCCUAGCACAUCAACUCCAGAUGACAAUGGGACUGACCAGAAACACCACGAAGGGUCAAGGCAAGGGGAAAUCCAAGACCAAGACGAAACCGACAGCCAAGGAGGAGAAGUGA
Cladocopium goreaui is the source of this 2103-nucleotide messenger RNA. The record is from the annotation of a GenBank genome assembly. Lineage: Eukaryota; Dinophyceae; Suessiales; Symbiodiniaceae.